Messenger RNA from Penicillium daleae, 1143 nucleotides. RefSeq names its product mannosyltransferase complex subunit MNN9. Gene Ontology annotation, molecular function: alpha-1,6-mannosyltransferase activity. The coding region runs from base 1 to 1143 and encodes 380 amino acids. The transcript has 2 exons. Gene Ontology annotation, cellular component: mannan polymerase complex. NCBI's taxonomy places the organism in Eukaryota, Fungi, Ascomycota, Eurotiomycetes, Eurotiales, Aspergillaceae. The record is from RefSeq and is a predicted model, not a curated record. Gene Ontology annotation, biological process: cell wall mannoprotein biosynthetic process; protein N-linked glycosylation.
AUGGCCGUCGCACGCUCGAUGCGCCGUACGAGUCCCAUCAGCCUCGUGUUGGCUGCCCUGCUUGCCUUUGGCUUCAUUGUUUUCAUGCUAUCACCUUCCACGCCCUCCGUCUCCGCAUCCGCAUCCGCCGUGUCCUCGCAACAUCGCCAGGAAGACGCUGCCGAACAUCCUCUCUCCCCACCAACAAAGCCCUUCCUCAAGUCCCAGGCUGUGCGCAGCAAUGGCCUUCAGGCUGCCCCGCCAGUCGUCCACUAUAACCUCAACAACCUGACCAGUUCGGGCAACGCAAUAGCCAACCGCGAGCGGAUCCUCAUCCUCACCCCGCUAGCCCGCUUCUACCAAGGAUACUGGGAUAACCUGGUCAAACUGAGCUACCCACACGAGUUGAUCUCGCUGGGCUUCAUCGCACCCAAGACGAAAGACGGAAACGCCGCAGUCGCCGCGCUAGAAAAGGCCAUCCACACGACGCAAUCAGGACCCAUCGAUAACCGCUUCGCAAGCAUAACCAUUCUCCGCCAGGACUUCGAGCCGCCCCUCCAAUCGCAGGACGAGAAAGUCCGGCACAAAAUGUCCGCGCAAAAAGAGCGCCGCGAGUCCAUGAGUCGCGCUCGUAAUAGUCUCGUCUUCACCACAAUGGGGCCGAGUACCUCGUGGGUUCUCUGGCUGGACGGGGACAUCGUCGAGACACCCUCGACUCUCAUCCAGGAUCUUACAAAACACAAUCAACCCGUUAUCGUACCGAACUGCUACCAACGAUACUAUGACUCGAAUUCCAAGAAAUGGGAUAUCAGGCCGUACGACUAUAACUCGUGGAUUGAUAGCGAGACAGCUCAAGAUCUAGCUGCGCAGAUGGGUCCCGACGAGAUCCUGCUGGAAGGUUAUGCGGAGAUGCCUACCUACCGCACGCUAAUGGCCUACUUGCCUAAUUUCAGUGCCCUAGAUCCGCACCGUACGGUCGCGCUGGAUGGUGUCGGCGGUACCGCGCUCAUGGUUAAAGCAGACGUUCACCGCGACGGUGCCAUGUUCCCCGCUUUCCCGUUCUUCCAUCUUGUCGAGACGGAGGGCUUUUCGAAGAUGGCUAAGCGGUUGGGGUAUGCCGUCUCUGGACUGCCGGAUUAUUUCGUCUAUCAUUAUAAUGAGUAA